AUGUCUGACCUCGGAGUUCCCACCAUUCCCACCAACUACACCUUCUCCCCUUCCGAUGGAACCCCUUACCUUACCAUCAACCAUGAUGUCGCUGCCGACCUCGACUCCACCAAUGCCUUUGAAGGCCCCGAGAAGCUCCUUGAGGUCUGGUUUGCGCCCAGCGCCAAGGCUCUCCCUGCCGGCGUCAAGGAGGGCGGCCUGAAGGCCGUUAACCCUGACUCCUGGACCCCCAUGCUUGAUUUGGUCCACUGCAAGGUCCUGUCCAUCAUCAACUCCGAGAAUGUGGACGCCUAUCUUCUCUCCGAAUCCAGCAUGUUUGUGUUCCCCCACAAGAUCAUCCUCAAGACAUGCGGUACCACUACCCUACUGCUCGGUCUGGACUUGAUGCUGCGCAUCGCCGCCGCCGAGGCUGGAUUCCCCUUCCACAACGUGGCUUCGUUGGAUGACCCCAAGGUUGCCGCUACUCCCCUGCGCGUGUUCUACAGCCGCAAGAACUUUUUGUUCCCCCACAAGCAGCGUGGGCCCCACAAGAGCUGGAGGGAUGAGGUUACCUUCCUGGAUAGCAUGUUUGAGAACGGCAGUGCCUACAUGGUUGGCAAGAUGAACGGUGACCAUUGGUACCUCUACAUCACAUCUCCCACCAGCUCCCUCACUCCUCCACGCACCCCUACUUCGAGCCGCGGUGUCAGUCCUAGCCGUAGGUCUAAGAUCCCUACCGGUAUCGUGGCACCCUUUGGAGGUGUUAUCGAAAACAACGCGGAUGAGACUUUGGAGAUCCUGAUGACCGACCUGGAUCCUGAGAAUGCCAAGAAGUUCUACCUUGAUGAAGCGACCGCGAUUGCCAAGGAGAAGCUCUUUGCCAAAUCCGAGGCUAACGGAGAUGCCUCUUUUGACGUUUUCAGCAGCUCCGGAGACUGCGAUGCUGAUGGCCAGGCCGUUCUUCCCGAGGCCCUUACCACUGAGGGUCACGCCCUGGGCACUGUCGUGUCGGAGGCAUGCGGUCUUUCCGCCGUGUAUCCCACGUCCACCUAUCCUGAUGCUCGCAUCGACGCGUACCAGUUCUCCCCUUGCGGAUUUUCUGCCAAUGGUGUUGUGCCCGCUGUCGCCGGCGCCGACGGAACUGUCCCCAAGGCUGGUCAUUAUUUCACCGUUCACGUUACCCCUGAGCCUCAGUGCUCUUUCGCCUCCUUCGAAACCAACGUUCCCGGAGGCCAGAACGGACGACAGACAGCUGAAGUCAUUGAGCAGGUUGUUAACAUCUUCCGCCCUGGACGUUUCAGCGUGACUUUGUUCGAGGCCAAGGGCGCAUUGGCCACCACACCCGGCGAGGAUGCUGAUGAUUCCCGUCGCAGCUGGGGCGCCGCUGCCAAGCAGCGUAUGGAGCGCAUCAACGGAUACCGUCGUGUUGACCGUAUUGUUCACGAUUUCGAGGAUUACGACCUCGUGUUCCGGUACUAUGAGCGCGAAGACUGGGUCGGAGGUGGAGGAGCCAGAAUGGGCGAGGAAUUUUAG
This is a messenger RNA of Neurospora tetraspora, 1512 nucleotides long. RefSeq names its product S-adenosylmethionine decarboxylase. Gene Ontology annotation, cellular component: cytosol. The coding region runs from base 1 to 1512 and encodes 503 amino acids. Gene Ontology annotation, biological process: spermine biosynthetic process; spermidine biosynthetic process. NCBI's taxonomy places the organism in Eukaryota, Fungi, Ascomycota, Sordariomycetes, Sordariales, Sordariaceae. Gene Ontology annotation, molecular function: adenosylmethionine decarboxylase activity. The record is from RefSeq and is a predicted model, not a curated record. The transcript has a single exon.